CAGUAGCAGACAACAACAAAUAUUUCAAUGUAAAAUACAGAAAUUUCUAAUCAGUUGGUACACAUCAGCCUCUUUCGCUGUGUAAAAGACAUUUUAUUUAUUUAUUUUUGUUGCAACAAAGACAAUCUUUGCAGUCUACUUUAGCGUAGUUUACGUAUUUGAAUCGUCAUCAUUCCAAGAAAAUGUUCAACGUCACUGUCCUAUCUAUCUGUAAAGUAUAAAUCACAGCGACAAUAUGGCAUGGUUGGGUUUCGGUGCAUUAGCUUCCGGAUUAGUGUUGCAAAGACUUUUAGGCGGUGAAACACCUCCGAAUAAAGUUCAAGAACUCAAAACCGAGUCAUUGGAAAGCUUGCAAAUUCUUCAUCGUGAUGACGGUAUGGUUAUGUACGCUCCGCCCUUGGGAUCGACUGAAAAGAAAACCAUCUACGAAAUUGUCAUCCAUCGUCCGUACACUGACAACACAAACACUUCAUAUAGUUUAUACAGAGCGGCCAAUCAGGCUGAAGCAGAGGAAAAGUUUUAUGCAUUCACUCAAAGAUUACCAGUAUUUUUAGGAAUAGCUAAAGAAAUGUUCACCGUGAGUGGUCUCCAAAAAAUCUGCGACAUUCUAUCGGAAAACCCUUCUUGGUCCAUCGCACAUUUAGUCGCCUUCUUCAAUUUAACCGAACAUGUUACCAAUCCCACGGUAUUGGAAUUAAUUGACUAUCCUGAUCACGCAACAUUCAUGACACCGCUGCAGUUGGCAAUAAAAUGUUCCCACAUUGAAAUGGUCAAAAUAUUGAUGCCUUUAUGUAAAAUGGAACAUUUGGACAACGAUUCCAAUUCGAUUUUCCAUUAUGCGUCGGUUACUACCAAAGAAAUGGUUAAUCUGUUAGCAGCGGCGAAUGUCGUCAAUUUGAAUCAUUGCAAUUCGGAUGGCUACACACCAUUGCAUCGUGCCUGCUUGUCUGAUAAGCCUGAGUGUGUGAAAUCGCUCAUACAAGCUGGUGCAGAUGUUAACAAAGCAGCUGGUAACAUCAACAAUGUCCAUCGCAAAACAACAACAAAUAACUCUGUGGCCGAACUCGUCGAAUUCAAUACAAACAAAUUGUUCAUACAAGACAUGAAAAACGGAGGCACACCCUUACAUUGGGCAUCGUCACGCGAAGUUCUGCUAGAGUUAGUCAAGCGUGGCUGUGAUAUCAACGCGGUCAAUUUCGAAGAAAGAACAGCACUCCACGUCAUGGUAGAACGUAACCGUUUAGAAUGUGUCGUGGCGUUGCUAUCCCACGAAGCUGAGAUAGACCUGCGUGAUAAAGAUGGGAACACGGCAUUACAUCUAGCCAUACAAAAGAAAUUGGUGCCAAUUGUGCAAUGUUUAGUUGUUUUUGGGUGCGACUUCAAUAUACAAAACCGACAAGGACAAACUCCUAGACAUAUGGUCGGAAAAGAUGCGUCCGGUAGUAACGAGGACAUGAUUUUGUAUAUACUUCACUCUGUUGGAGCGAAGCGCUGUCCAGAAAGUAACAAAAAAUGUCCACCUGGUUGCUGUUUCAAUGGAACAUAUAAUGGCAUACCGCCCGCUCAGCCCGAAUCGCCUGAACAGCGAGAACAAAUCUACCAAGUCCUAGCAUCGACGAGUAAGAAUCACCUACGAGGUGGUCUAGCCAAUUUUUUACAAUCCGGAAGCAUUGAGGCGCCAACAAGCCCCACAAACGUUGAGAUAGUGGACGUUGCACCGGAACAAAAGGGUAGAAGUGUUAUGGACUCAUUGAUGAGUAUGUUUCAGAACAAAGUGGUUAAAGCCGAACCAGCAAAGAAGGAAAGCGCACCGGAAGUUGCUGAAGCAACAGUCAUGGAAACCGAUAGUCCACGAUCUAGCAACAGCGACAAAAGCGACAGAGAUGCACCCAAAUUGAAAGGCGGUAGAUUACUAUGUAUGGAUGGUGGUGGAAUACGAGGUCUUGUUCUAGUUCAAAUGCUUCUGGAAAUCGAAAAAUUGUCUCAAACUCCAAUUAAUCAUCUGUUCGAUUGGGUUGCUGGUACAAGCACUGGCGGAAUAUUAGCCCUUGGCCUUGGAUCGGGCAAAACGAUGAAGCAAUGCAUGUGUAUGUAUUUACGAAUGAAGGAUCAGGCGUUCGUCGGAUCCCGACCAUAUGCCAGUGACAAUUUGGAAACUUUGCUGAAAGAGUCGCUGGGAGAAUCGACCGUCAUGACAGACAUUCUACAUCCGAAAAUUAUGGUCACUGGUGUGAUGGCCGAUCGAAAACCCGUCGACUUGCACUUGUUCAGGAAUUAUCAAUGUGCAAGCGAUAUUUUGGGAAUUGUUACGCCAACGAGCAACCGGAGAGUUCCACCACCGCGACCUGAGGAGCAAUUGAUUUGGCGUGCUGCCAGAGCUACAGGAGCCGCUCCCUCUUAUUUUAGAGCCUACGGUCGCUUCCUUGAUGGAGGCCUAAUAGCCAAUAAUCCAACGUUGGACGCCAUGACUGAAAUACACGAGUACAACAUGGCAUUGCGUAGCGUUGGUCGCGAAGCCGAAGCCAUUCCGGUGUCUGCCGUUAUAUCGUUGGGAACAGGGAUGAUUCCAGUCACUGAGCUAAAAGAAAUUGAUGUUUUUCGGCCAGAUAGUUUAUUUGAUGCAGCCAAAUUGGCUUACGGAAUAUCAGCCAUUGGAAAUUUACUCGUUGACCAAGCAACUGCAUCAGAUGGACGUGUCGUUGACCGAGCCAGAGCCUGGUGCAGUAUGAUUGGAGUUCCAUAUUUUAGAUUUAAUCCACAACUGUCGGUCGACAUUGCAAUGGAUGAGAAGAACGAUUUGAAGUUGAUCAACAUGCUGUGGGAGGCAAAAGCGUACAUGCAUGCCAAUCGUAAUAAGGUCAUAGAAUUGAUCAAUUUGCUUCUUUAAAUCAAAUUUGUGUUACGAAAAUGAAUUAGGUGUAGAAUACGAAUGAAGAAAUAAUCAAUGUUGGUGGUUCUUAUGUUGAUGUUUCUAUCAAUUUUUUCUUUUCUUCUUUGAAUGGUUUAACUUGUUUUCCUGCAUCAAUGACAAUCGUUACCGUUUUAAAGAAUUGUUUCAAAAUCAUAGGGCUUUUUAAUCAAACUCAAAACAUUGUUCUCUCAAAUAGUUAACCCUUUUAAAAUACUCCGAUUGAAUUUGCCAUGAAGGUAGUGGCGGACUUCAAAGAAUAGAUUUUUCUAUCACCCUAAAAAUCUCAAUUACACUGAAAAGGCAACAAAAUUUUAAGCCGAAAAACACCUCGUAAAAACUCUGUGAAAUAUUUACCACUGCUGUCCAUUGACUGUCAUUUCCAAAAUAAAUCGUAGACAAGUCAGUGCAAUUUAAAAGCGUGCGGUAGAACAUUUUUUUUUGUCAGAAUGAUAUUCUGUGUCGAUUUUAUGGAAACAGCAAUGAUGAUUUAUUGACAGGAUUCACAAAAUUGACCAUUUAUUGCAACUAAAUUAGAUUUGAUUUUAAAUUAUCAAUGUGAUAUACGAAGUCGCGUACAAAAAUAUUGAUGCCAAAGUAAAUUAUGAAGCGGAGCAGCUUAUGAAGCACAAUUUUUUUUACUUGGCUUGAAGCAAUGUAGAGGCUAAUGGACUUGCUGUGGAA
Bradysia coprophila is the source of this 3592-nucleotide messenger RNA. RefSeq names its product calcium-independent phospholipase A2 VIA (gene iPLA2-VIA). The record is from RefSeq and is a predicted model, not a curated record. Gene Ontology annotation, cellular component: mitochondrion. Gene Ontology annotation, molecular function: protein binding; long-chain fatty acyl-CoA hydrolase activity. NCBI's taxonomy places the organism in Eukaryota, Metazoa, Arthropoda, Insecta, Diptera, Sciaridae. Gene Ontology annotation, biological process: lipid metabolic process; positive regulation of ceramide biosynthetic process.